AUGACCGAACGUCGUUCCGACCGAAUCGCCAGCAAGCCAACGAACGAAGCCGUCGAAAUCAUCCGAUGCCCGUGCAAGAGCACCGAAGAAGGCGACGAUGUGAUGAUCGAGUGUGAGGAGUGCAAAACUUGGCAACAUGCCAAGUGCAUGGGAAUCCGUUCCGACGUCGCCGCUGACACGAGAAACUAUCGCUGUGAGGAGUGUGAGCCGUCGCGACAGACGCCGAAAAGAGUUCAAAAACGAACUAGUCGAGGAGCUUCUGGAGAUGCUAAAGCACCCACUCCUCGAAACCACUUUGCCCCAUUCGCAACGGAUUUCUCCGCAAUUCUGGAGUUUCUCGCCGCCAAAACCGAGCAAAUCCAAAGUCCACUGGUGAUGACGAAGGCGAUGGCGGAGUUUAAAGCGCUGAAAAAUCAUCAUAGACAGGCCAGGGAUUUGUCUAUUUCGUUUCGAAACAAGCUGGCGCCGAUUCUACACACUUUUGAGGAUUUCGACGAUGAGACCAUCGUCAGAAUCAUUUUUGGAACCAGCAGCCCCGUGGAUUCGGCAUUUUUGGAGAAACUCAAAACGAGCGCUGAAAUCGAACUGGACACCCUCCACCGUAUCACUCACUACAAAUCCGCCACCCUAGAGCUACGCGGCCGUCAUACGUCACGUGGAAAGCACCAUAAUCGUCGUCGUCGCGCAAUCAGAAGACCAACAACGCCUCCAGAAUCGUCGGCAGAUGAUUCAGAAGAAGACGACAGUCUAGAAGACGUGACGCCAGUUGAGAAGCGUCAGGCGUUGAUGCCUUCAGAAGGCAUCGUCAAGACGGAGAUUCAAGACGCAGGCUUCUACAGUAACCACAACGUUUCGGCAUAUCAGAAUUCCAUGACAACGUCUUCUUCGGAUAUUUCGAAUUUUGGGAAUUUUGGAUUUCCGAAUCCGAUGAUUCCGGUGGGCGCACCGAUUCAAGGAAGCGCGGAGUUUAUGCAUGCGAUGACCAGUUUCGUCAAUUCGGUGGCUGGCAUGAUGAACGCGCAGACGGAGUUUGUGAGAUCGGCAAUUGAGCAGCAGAGACCAAACGUCUCCCCAACCACCUCUGGCGUCAUCCCACCAUCACCGAAGUCUUCCUCAUCUGAAUUCUCGUCUUCGCCCCGCCCACUUUCAUCGCUUUUCCUCAAAUUCAUCAGAACAUGCAUUCAUCACCUUCCAAACGCCAGCCAAAACGCCCUUCUUCACUCCGUCAACCGCAAAAUCGACGCCUACAAGGGAUUGCAGCCAUCUGGAGAUUCAGAAGACGUCAAAAUCCAAAUGAUUAAAAUCAAGACGGCCCUCCAACUGAUCUACAGCCUUCUGACGUCGUCUUCUGGCACUUCUGAAGGCGUCCCAAGCGUUGUUAAAACCAAGAAUUUCAUGACUAUCAUGGACCAGUUCAUCAGUGAGGAUUGCCACGUGGAUUCGGAAUUGAUCGAUCUUCAGACGCGCAUUCGACGCGCGGAAUCGAGGGAAAUUUCGGUGAAGAUGGUGCAGAAUGCGUUGGAAUCAGCGUUGGGAAUCGUCGUGCCAAUGGAGAUGAUGCCAGAAGGAAAAAUCGAUUUUUAA
This is a messenger RNA of Caenorhabditis briggsae, 1584 nucleotides long. The coding region runs from base 1 to 1584 and encodes 527 amino acids. The transcript has 4 exons. NCBI's taxonomy places the organism in Eukaryota, Metazoa, Nematoda, Chromadorea, Rhabditida, Rhabditidae. The record is from RefSeq and is a predicted model, not a curated record.